CUUUUGCGGGGGCAGGUAGGAUGACGGACACGGCAAAGGAGGCGUUUGCCUCGCGCAAUUACCGGCUGGCCGUUGAAAUGUACGAGAGGUGCAUGAAACAGCAGAGCCCGAGCUUCGAGGUGUUGUUCGGGUACGGGGAGUCGUUGGCGCGGUGCGGCCGGCUGCGCGAGUCCGUGGACGUGUACUCGCGUUGCUUGGCCCUGGGUGGUAACGUGCCGACCGACAAGCUCCGGCACCUGGUGAACGCGCUGCUCGAGGAGCUCGGGCUGUCGACGGCGAGCGACAGGAGACAGUCGUGGCGGGGUGGUGCGGAACUUGGGGCCUCGUUCGCCUGUCCGGAGUGCGAGGGCGCGCUGUACCAGCCGGUGAGCCUCGACUGCGGUCACACCUUUUGCCGGGCCUGUGUCCUCGAGGCGCCGAGUUGCAAGCUGUGCGGCCAGAGGCGCGAGGCCAGGCUAGAGACGAACGUUCUCGUGCAGAGGCUCGCGGAGAAGUGGUGGCCGGCAGAGACGGAGGCCAGCGGAGCGAGGCACGAGGCCGACGCUAUGCUCAAGAAGGGACACCUCGGCCAGGCCCUCGAGAGAUACGAUCUGGCGGUACAGCUCGGUGAGUAAACGAACUGAAGUUUUUCACACCAUCGCCGACCAAUCGCGCCGUAAGUAAACUUUCUGGUCGUUUCACGAUCGGCCCUAUACCAUUACGGAAUCACGCAAAGUUAAGCAACACCCCGCCAACUAUAGCCUGUAUCAUCGCUGUCGAUCCUAUUAAUAUCCGCGCUAUUCAUCAGGCGCUCCAGCGUUGUAUACUUGUGUCCUCUUUGCUGGAGUGGGAUAUGUUAAGUAAUAUUCGACAAGAGAAAAAUUUUUGGUGGCUGAAAUCGCGUUGUUUUGUGUAUCGAACAAAGUAGGCCCUCUUUCAAAACCUGCAACUAUCAUUCUUCGAUUAGGUCGCAAUUUGUCGGAAAAAAGAGCUCCGAUCGAUGCCCGAGUGACGAAGCAACGCUGCCAACGUUCUUUAGCGAGAAAGGGAAAAAAAAAAAAAAAAAAAGAGUCCCCCACACCCACCUCU
Molecule: messenger RNA, 1068 nt
Organism: Copidosoma floridanum
Lineage: Eukaryota; Metazoa; Arthropoda; Insecta; Hymenoptera; Encyrtidae
Product: LON peptidase N-terminal domain and RING finger protein 3
Molecular function (GO): protein binding; ubiquitin protein ligase activity
Source: RefSeq, a predicted model, not a curated record